This is a messenger RNA of Synchiropus splendidus (mandarinfish), 2928 nucleotides long. RefSeq names its product RUN domain containing 1 (gene rundc1). The transcript has 5 exons. Lineage: Eukaryota; Metazoa; Chordata; Actinopteri; Syngnathiformes; Callionymidae. The record is from RefSeq and is a predicted model, not a curated record. The coding region runs from base 242 to 1939 and encodes 565 amino acids.
CGGCACUUUAAAGAGGAUACGUGUUUCGGUAUUGAGAUGAGCGUUUCACAUUACUUCCGGUCGUAGCUUGUGUUUACAUGACGUUGACGCGGCUCGUCGUGACGUAUGAAUCAUCCUUCCCAAGAUGGCGGUGCACCUGCCUCAUCCCUGCUGCUGUCGACGAACACGAACUCAUUAAACGCCUGAAACCGUCCUGGAUUUUUAUAUUCAUCGUCGCCAAACCAAGGAUCGCAACUUCGUCAUGUCCACCGACGAGAUGUCCGCCUCGGACAGCGAGGCUGUGUUCGCCAGCGCCGGAGAACGGUGGGCACCGGUCGGUGCUGUGGCCAACCCCGAGGAGGAGCGCGACAGCGACGGGCAGCUGCCACUCCGAGGCUCGUCGUCGUCCGGAGAGGAGGACAUGGCGGGUCGGCUGAAGAAGCUGGAGGAGGAGCAGGACUUGUUGAACUCUUCUCUCCUCGCCCUCACCUCGCACUUCGCCCAGGUGCAAUUCCGACUGAAGCAGAUCGUUCACGCCCAGAGCGACGAGAAGGAGACGAUGCUGGCGGAGCUGGAGGAGUUCGCUUUCCGUGGAUGCCCGCAUGUUGUGGGCUGCAGGGCCCCAGACGCCCAGCUGGAGAACUCGAGCGAGCGAGAGAAGCGCGAGCUGCUGGAGGCUCAGCGGGAGAAGCAGAAGGACCUGAUCUUCCAGCUGAAGACACAGCUGGAUGACUUGGAGCGUUUCGCCUACCAGGAGGGGAGCUAUGACUCGCUGCCACAGUCAGUGGUUCUGGAGCGGCAGAAGGUGAUUAUUGACGAGCUCAUCAAAAAGCUGGAUGUGAACCUGAACGAGGACAUCGGGAACUUAACCCCAGAGGAGCUGCGGCACCGAGUGGAUGCCGCCAUAGCACAGAUCGUGAACCCGGCCCGGGUCAAAGAGCAGCUGGUGGAGCAGCUGAAGACCCAGAUCAGAGACCUGGAGAUGUUCAUCAACUUCAUCCAAGAUGAGGUGGGGAACCCACUCUUGUCGGAUGGAACUCAGCGUCAGCAGCCUCAAGCCUCUGGGUCAAGCAGCAGGACAACUGGAGUCAAGGCGGUGAACCCGGAACAGGCCCACAAGAUGCGUGAGACGGGCCUGCAGCUGAUUCAGAAGGCGCUGGCCGUGCUUCAGAUCUUCGCUGUGAGUCAGUUCGGCUGCUCGGUCGGUCAGGUUCCUCCAAAUAUGUGGCCUCAGGACACGAUGUCCCGUGACUACGGCCCGCUGCUGCAGCGGCUGGAGGAGGCCGUGGACAAGGUCCGGGUCCUGGGCUCUCGCCGGCAGCCAUCUUUCGAACACGUGGUCAACUACACCAGCAACCACGCGCUGGGGCCGCGAGACGAGCUGACGGCAGCCGUGAGGAAGGAUCUGGCUCUGGCUCUCAAAGACCUCCUCUCUCACGGGCUCUUCUCGCCAUCGCAGACCAUGAGUCUGGUCCUGGCACCCAUCUCCUGCCUGCUCCCCCACCGGCCCGCCCCGCAGACCCUCCACCCCUGGGAACUCUUCGUCAGAUACUACCAUUCGAAAAACGGAAAGGCUUUCGUGGAAUCCCCCGCACGCCAGCUCUCGCAGUCCUUCAGCCUACCUGUAGGGGGAGGCAGAGUGACAGUCACGCCCAAGCAGUCUCUGCUGUGGGCGGUCCACACCGUCCUGAAGGAGCACGGGCGGUACAAGCGCGGGCCGGACACUGAGUUCAAAGCGCUGGUGUGCAUGGCGCUGAACGAGCAGCGUCUGGUGUCGUGGCUCAACCUGAUCUGUAAGUCUGGCUCGCUCAUCCACCCACACUAUCAUGCCUGGAGCUACAUGGCACAGACCGGGUUCGAAGGAGCCCUGCGGAUCCUGGGCCGCAUCAGCCACCUCAAAUUCAACCUGCCAGUGGACUUGGCCGUGCGACAGCUCAAGAACAUCAAGGAUGCUUUCUAGAAGAAAACACUGACAGUAACUGCUUUCCGCCAGGAGGGGGCGUCUGAACAGACUGCUACUCUGCAGUGACCCACGGGAACACUUCUGGUUUCCUCUGUAGCAUUUGAAAGACUUGCUCCCUGACAGGACCUCUGAGGCGCAGCAAGCAGGCCGCCCUGUUUCAGGAGUGUCUAAAGACUUGAGUGCGUGUGACCUGCUGCUGAUCCUGUGCUCAGAUUUUACUGUGGCUCCUCCUCUAAGUGACCUCUGACCUGCAUGAAUCGUACUCACUGAAUGUAAAAAGGCUUUUGAGCUCAGUGACUGUUUUAACCUCGCUAUGUCCAUGUGUCUCUUUUAAAGCCCUCAGACCGAAAUGUUUUGGUAGGACUGAACGUGAAACUAAACCAGAGCUAUGACUCCUCGCAAAGGACACCAAAGAUGCUGUUUGAUCUAAGUUUGUUCCUCCAGUUCAGACAUGAGACGGCAGCUGCAAACAUCAACUCCCAUCCAUCUUCUACCUCUGAGGUAGGAGAUCCCAAGUCUUCUCCAAAAGGAGCAGUGGUUCUACUCUGAGCCUCAUCUGGAUGUCCAGAGAAGACUGUGCCUUCGGUCGAUGACCAAAGGUGGGAGUAGGAACAUCGAUGCAGGUGUCUCCUCUCACCAUAAAAUGCUCAUUUGACCAGACAGCGGCCCCUCAAUUGAUUUAUUUUAAGUUUCAGUUAUUCAGAUGCAUAUUUGAAGCCAAAUCGGGACUCCAGAUCAGUUUGAUCGAUCCAAGGAAUCUUGGUUUCUCUAUCUGUGUUUCUUCACUUGAAGCUUAGAAUGAAUUACUGUGUGGUUCUUCCAAGUUUGAUCCUGAAAGAUACUUUAUUUAUUGGAUGUUUUAGUUUUUGUGAGUGUGAUACUGUAGCGACACUGAAACGUGUAAAACAUAUUUAUUUUGUAUUUAAUCUCGACAAAACACUUAUUUAAAAGGUGUGCGACUGCGGAUGAAUAAAGUGCUGCCCUCA